Molecule: messenger RNA, 8084 nt
Organism: Suncus etruscus (white-toothed pygmy shrew)
Lineage: Eukaryota; Metazoa; Chordata; Mammalia; Eulipotyphla; Soricidae
Gene: ARMCX4
Product: armadillo repeat containing X-linked 4
Exons: 2
Coding region: 1-7743 (2580 amino acids)
Source: RefSeq, a predicted model, not a curated record
AUGCCCGCCCAGCUUCCUGCUUAUUUCAGUGGAAGAGACUCCAUGGUGGCGUUUGCAGAUAAAAUGGUGGGCAGUAGUGAGUGGACGCGGGAUUGUGAAAGGUGGUGGGAGAAACGUCUACUUCCUGUGGCAGCUGUAGUGGCCUUUGAGUGGCUGAAGACCAGCACCCUCACAGGCCUUCACCCAGACCUACCACCCUCUUUCCCCAGCUUGACUGAACCCCUGCACCUUGUUCGUGCCUUCAGCAGGGGUGAUUACAUGGGUCGUGUUCAGGAUGUGGGCUGGGUGACUGCAGGACUGUUGCUCUCAGCUGGUGCUUGCUACUACAUUUACAGAUUAACAAAAGGAAGAGCCCAGAGUGUGAGGAGACUGGACAGAAAUGGGUCAGAAGACAAGAUGGAGACUGUGGUUGGGGCACAGAACCAGACCUUGGCCAGAGUCAGUGAAGCCAUGGCUGAAAUAGAUAUUGAGACUAGAACUAAGGCAGAGACUGGAUCAGUAACUGGAGUAGGAUGUGAGGCUGGGGCUGAAGUAGAGACUCAGAUUGCAAGAGCCAGACACAAUGCAAGCUCUAGGGCCAACGCAAUGUCUGGAUCAGAGGGAGAAAUCCAGUCAGAAGGUAAAACAAUGGCUGGAACAGUGGCCAUAACAGAGGCACCUCUGACUGAGGCCACGGACAAACCUGAGGAAGCGGGCCUAAAAGAGGCAGUGACCCAAACUCACUCUGGUGCUGGGAGAGUGGUCAAGAAAGAAGCAGUCACCCAGACCAAGACUAAAGCUUGGGCACCAGUGGCCAGGGAAGAGAUCAAGAAAGAAGUACUGACCCAGACCAAAGCAGAAGCUUGUAUGUUGGCUGAAAAAGAGGCAGAAAUUAAGAGAACAGUGACGACACAGAGUGAGACCUUGACUGUGAUGAAGGAAGAGGCCAAGAUGGGUGCUGUAAACAAGACUGGAAUUAUUGCUGAGACCAAGGCAAGAGCUCUGGAAGAGACUGUGAGUGUGGCCAAGAUUCCAACUGAGGGCAGGCCUGGUACCACAAUUGAUGUUAAAGGAAAUGUUGAUACCAUAUCCAGGGCAGAAACUGGAGUAGAUUUGAGGGCCUUUGCACAGUCUCAGACUAUGGCCAUAACCCAGGUUGACAAUAUGCCUGGUUCUGGAACUGAAGCCACACUGAAUUGGAAAAUUAUGUCUGGGGCAGAUGUGAGGGCUUCAGCCCAGCCUCAGAUUAUAGCCAAUGCCCAGGCUGAGGCCAUUUCUGGGGCAAGGAGAGAUACUCAUGGUAAUGCCAAUGCUAAGUGUGAGACAGGGGCAGCAGCAGAUAUGAUAGCUUCUAUACAAUCUCAGACUGUUUCUAAGCAACAGACGGAGGCAAUAUCUGCUGCCAAGGCUGAUGACAGGGAAAAUACCAGUGUCACAUCUAGAGUAAUGAUUGGAAUUGACAUGAGAGUUACUGCUCAGCCCCAGGCAUUCACCGUUGUUCAUACUGAGGCUAUGGCUGAUGCUAAGGCUCAUGAUAGAGGCAACCCCAAUGCUGUGUCUAAAACAGGGGGCAAGGCGAACUUGAGGGCCAAUUUCCAGACUGGUGCUAUGUCCAAUGAGGAGGCUGAGACAUACAUGUCAUAUACACAGUCUCAGCCUAUGGCCAAUGUGCAGACUGAUGCCUUGUCUGAUUACCAAGUUAAGGCCAAGAGCAAUCCCAAUGUGGUGUCUAAGGAAGAGUCUGGAAUGGACACAAAGGCACAGUCUCAACUUGAUACUGCUAAAAAUCAGGUUGAGGUCCUACCAAGUAAAAGAGCCAAGACUAGAAGCAAAGGUAAAGCCAAGAGUAAAGCAGGGAUGGGGACAGACACAAAAACUUGUGUGGAGCUUCAGACUGAGACUAAAACACAAACUGAUGCCUUGCUUGAUUUUAGAGUUGGUGACAAAAGUGAUACUAAUGUCAUUUCUAGAUCAGAGACUAAGACGGAAAUGAAGCCUCAGGCUAUGGCCAGUUCCCAAGGAGAGACCUUGCCUGGUGCCAAGAAUACAGUCAAGGGUAAUCCUAAUGUCAUGUCUAAGGUCAAUGCUAUGGAAGAUGCAACAUGUUCUCAGCCGCAGACUGUGGUCAAUUCCCAAAGUGAACCUUUGCUUGGUACCAAAAAUAAGGCCAGAGGAAAUCCCAACGCUAUAUCUAAGAUUGGGGACAGUGCUGAUACAAUGGACUUAAUCCAGGACCAGGCUUUGGCCAUUUCCCAGACUGAUGUCUUGCCUGGUACCAAGAAUAAAACCAAAGGAAAGUCCAAUUCUGUAUCCAAAACAGAGACUGGGUCAGAUACAUGUUCCGGUCAGUCACAGACUUUGGCCUGUUCCCAGAUUGAAGUCUUGCCUAGUACCAAAAAUAAGGCCAAGGGAAAUCCCAGUGCUAUGUCUAUAGCAGGGACUGGGUCAGAUAUUGUACAUUCUUGUCAGCCCCAGACUUUGGCAAAUUUUCAAAGUGAAGCCUUGCCUGGUACCAAGAAUAAGGUCAAGGGAAAUCUCAGUUCUGUGUCUAAAGCAGGGACUGGAUCAGAUACAGUAUGUUCUGAUCAGCCCCAGACUUCAGGCAGUUUGCAAAGUGAAGCCUUGCCUGGUACCAAGAAGAAGGUCAAGGCAAAUCCCAAUGCUAUGUCUAAAGUAAAGACUGGGUCAGAUUUGGUAUGUUCUGGUCAGUCCCAGACUAUGGCCAGUUCAGAAGGUGAAUCCUUGCCUAGUGCAAAGAAUAAAGCCAAAGGCAAGUCCAAUGCUAUAUCAAAAGCAGGACCUGGGCCAGAUACACUGUGUUCUUUCCAACCCCAAGCAGAUACUAUAACUGUUGCUCAGCUCCAGUCUGUAGACAAGCCCCAAGAUGAGGCCUUGCUUGGGGCUAGGAAUAAAGUGAAGAGCAAUUCUGGGGCUAAACUAGAUUUGACAGUCUCUGCCCAGCUCCAGGCUGUGGACAAUUCACAGAGUGAAUCUUCGCCUGUUACUAAGACUAAGGGCAGGGGCAAUCCUAAUGCUGUAUCUGCUCAGCCUCAAACAGAAAAAACGGGCUCUGCUCAGCUACAAGCUGUAGCCAACUCUCAGGAUGAUGUCUUGCCUAGGACUAGGAAUAAAGUCAAAGGCAAUUCUAAUGUAUCUAAGGUAGACAUCAAGUCAGGUCCAAUGAGCUCUGACCAGACUUAUGCCGUGUCUAAAUCUCAAAAUGAAGGUGAGGCCUUAUCCUGUGCAAGAAAUAAGGCCAGUGGAAAUACCAAUACUACGCCUAAAUCUGGGGCUAAAGCACAUACAACAGAUUCUGUCCAGCCCCAGGCCAAUUCACAAUGUGGAUCUUUGCCUGGUACCAAGAAUAAGGGCAAGGGCAAUUCUAGUACUAUAUCUAAAGCAGGGACUGGCUCAGAUGUAUUAUGUUCUGCUCAGCCCAAAACAGAUACCACAGGCUCUACUCAGCCCCAGGCUAUGACUAUCUCUCAUGAUGACACUUUAUCUGGUGCUAGGAGUAAAUCAAAGGGUAACCCAAAUAAUGUGUCUAAGGCAGAUGCUAAAGCCAAUACAGUAGGCUCUGCACAGUCUCAGGCUAUCACUACUUCUCAGUGUAAGGUCUCACCUGGUGCCAAAAAUAAAAUCAAGGACAAUCUUAAUGUAUCUAAAGUAGAGUCUGGAGCAGGCAUGGUGGGCCCUAUCCAGCCCCAAACUCUGCCUUAUUCCCAAAGUGAAUGUUUAUCUGGUACCAGGAGUAAGGUCAAAGGCAAUCCCAAUACUAUGAUUAAGACAGGGGCUGAACCAGGUUGUUCUCAUAAUGAAACUUUGCUUGGUGCCAGGAGUAAGAUUAGAAGGAAUCCUAAUGUUGAGUCUAAGGCCGGUAAAUCUGGAACUCAUUCCCAGCCUGAGACAAAGAAAAAGAAAGCAACCAAAUCGGAGGCAGAAGUCACAGAAGGUGGAAGCUAUGCAAAUCCUGAGACUAUGGCUACUACUGAGAGUGAGGGUGGGAUUGGCUUCCAGGCUUCCAGAAAGACUCGGCCUAAAGCCCAGGACUAUUACUGGAGUGAGAUUGGUGUUGAAGACUGGAUAGAUUCUGAUCGAUGGAUCAAAUUUAGAUUUCAGGCCAAGGAUGGAUACUGGGAGAACAGCAUGUCUUGGGCUGAUGAUGAGAAUGAAGUCAGUAUUGGAUCCUGGAAUGGUGUUUGCAAUGAGGCUAGCAUUAGGACCUGGCCUGCGUCAAGGACUGAGAAUGAAGUUAGUAUUGGUUCCUGGGCUGGAACUGGGGACCAGGCCAGUGGAGGUCUUUGGACUGGGAGUCAGGCCAGUGAGAGUUCUUGGGCAGAGGCCGGGAAUAAAGCUAUUGCAGGAUACUGGACUGGUACUGAAAACCAGGCCAGUGGCGGGUCCUGGGUUAGCACUGGAAAUCAGACUAUUGGAGAGCCAUGGGCUGCAAGCCAGGCCAGUGGAGGGCUUUGGGCAAGGAAUCAAGUUGGUGAUGCAUCCUGGGCUGGGGCCCAGGCUAAUGGUAUGUCCUGGGUUGGUGUCCAGGUCACUGGAGGGUCCUGGACUGUGGUGGGAGACCAGGCCAGUGGAGGGCCCUGGGCUGUGGCUACUGACCAGGCCAGUGGAGGGUCCUGGACUGUAGUUGGUGACCAGGCUAAUGGAGGGUCUUGGACUGUGGCUGGUGACCAGGCCAGUGGAGGGUCCUGGACUGUGGCUAGUGACCAGGCUACUGGAGGGUCCUGGACUGUGGCUGCAAACCAGGCCAGUGGAGGAUCUUGGACUGUGGCUGGUGAACAGGCCAAUGUAGGGUCCUGGACUAUGGCUGCAGGCCAGGCUAGUGGAGGAUCCUGGACUGGGCCUGAGGAACAGGCCAGUGGAAGGUCUCAGGAUGAGUCUAAUAGAGAGUUCUGGACUGAAACUAAGACUGGUAAUGUGAGUAGCAUUGGCUACUGGACUGCUUCUGUGGACCAGACCGGUAAAGGGUCUUGGGUCAGGAUGGAUGGUUCCAAGCCUAGAUUUGAUCAUUAUGCCUGUGAUAACACGUCCUGGACUGGAACUGUGGACCAAACCAGUGGAGAGUCUAGGUUGGGGCCAGUAGGCCAGUCAAAUAGUGAAUCCUGGGCUAGGACUGGAGAACAGACUGAUGGAAGGUCUCAGCCAGUGUUUCUGGACCAGUCCACUAUCAAUGCCUGGGCUGGUACUAUAAACCAGGCCACUGGAGGCUAUUUACUUGUGGCUUUGAACCCGCCCACUGUCCAGUCCCAGACUGGGACAGUUCAUCAGUCUGGUGGUGAUUCUAAUCCUGGAUCUGGGGAUCAUAUCAUUGAAGAUGGGUCUUUGGUUGGCGCUGAUGGCCACACUGAUGGAAGUUCUAGGUUGGGGUCUGAGGACCAGUCCAGUGACAAAUCUUGUGCUGACUCUGUAGAUCAAGUCCAUGAAGGGUAUGUAGUUGAAGCUGUGGAGGAGGCUAAUAAAGAGUCUUUGAGUGUACCUGGAGAUCAGGCCUGUGGUGGUGAAAAGCUUGGAUUUGAGGAUCAGGCCAGUGGAAGAGGGUCAUGGACAGAGAGCAAGGGGAAAGUUGGUGGAGAUUCUGGUUUGGAACCUAGAGACAAGUCCAUUGGAGAACCCAGGCCAGGGUCUGAGGAUCAGUCUAGUAGAUGGCUGAAUGCUUGCACUGGGAGUCAGGGCAAUGCAGGAGAGUCCUGGAGUGCUGCUGGUGGUCAGGCUAUUCAGGCAAUAGGAGGGUCUAAGGUAGAGACUGUUAAUCAAUCCAGUGGUGAGCCCUGGGCUGACACUGGAAUUCAGGUCAGUGGUGUGCCCUGGGUUGGGUCUGAGGAUCUUACUGGUAUCAGUCACAAACCUGAAGUUAAGGAUCAGAUUAGCAGAGGUUUGUGGCUCGGUGCUGAAGGCCAAACUAGUGGAGAAUCCAGGCUUGAGCUGGAGGACCAGUCCAGUAGAGGAAGUUUCAGGGAUGCAACCGGUGCUCAGGGUGUUGGAGAUUCUGCUUCAGAACCUGCAGAUAAUUCCAGUGGUGGUUCAGGAUCUGGAAGUGAGAGCCAAACCAGUGAAGCAUUCUGGAUUGGGACUGAGAAUCUCACUAGUAGCGGUCUUGAACCUGAGCAGGCUAGUGGAGUCUCUUGGGCUAGCUCAGGUGAUCCAACUGGUGUAAAGUUAUGGAUUGGAUGUAGUCCAGUGAAUGAGGCCAAUAAAGUAUCUAGAGUGGAACCUGUGGACCCAACAAGUGGAGGGUCCUUGUCUGUAACUGAGGACCAGGCCAGUGGAAGAUCCCAGGCAAGUACAGAGACAGAGGCGAAAAAAGCACCCUCCUGUUUUGGCGCUGAAGGUGAGGUUAGUGGAGAGUCCUGGUUUUGGAAAGGGGAAGAGGUUGGUUGUAUAUCCAGACUUGUCAGUCAAAAGGAAGUGAGUAUUGAAUCCAUUUCAGAGACUGAGGAAGAGGCAGUAAUUAGCUCCUGUAAGACAUCUGGAGAAGUGGUCGGUAUGGCUUCUUACGUAGGACCUGCGGCCAGGCCUGGAGAUAAAGUCAGAGAGGAAUCUUGGCGCUGGGCUAGAAAUGCAGCUGCUUCUGUAUCUAGAGUUGGCACUGAGGGAGAGGGUAACAUGGAGUCCUGGGCUUUGUCUCAAGAUGUAGAUGAUGAUGAUGAACUAAGUAGAGUGUCCAGCCCUGAAUGUGGGGCUAUGGGUAAGACCAGCACCGAUGAUAAACUGGAGGCUGCUGGUGGAGUUGAUCCAAGCUCUUGGUUCUGGGAUGGUGAAGACAGAAGUGAGGACAAGUGUGCACCUCAGACUAAGUCAAAAGGUACCUUUCCCUUUAUGGUCCCUGGGGCAGGAAUGGACUCAUGGUCAGGAGCCAUGUUCCGGUCAGAAAUGAAAUUACCAAACCAAAAUCAGUCCUGCUACCCACAUGAAGAAGGGCACAGAAAACAUGUCAGAUCUGAGGAAAAAGCUCAGUCCGGGCCUUGUCGUUGUAAACAUGAAGCAAACACGGAUCCAAAAGACCUUGAAAAACUCAUUUCCAUGAUUGAGAUGACUGAAGAUCCUUCUAUUCAUGAAAUAGCCAACAAUGCUUUGUACAACAGUCCUGAUUGUCCACUUGUUCAUGAAGCUACUCGUAAUGCAGGUAGAAUCUCAAUUAUUGAAAGCUUACUCACUAAUCCCUACCCCAGUGUUAGGCAAAAGGCCUUAAAUGCACUGAAUAACAUCUCAGUGGCUGAAGAAACUCAUAGGCAGGUGAAGACAUACUUAAACCAGGUAUGUGAGGACACUGUCACCUAUCCUUUGAAUUCAAAUAUGCAACUGACUGGACUAAAAUUGAUAAAGCACCUGACUGUUGUUGGUGAAUAUCAGCAUAUGAUUACAAAUUACAUAUCAGAAUUUCUUCGUUUGCUAACUGUGGGGAGUGGAGAAAUUAAAAAUCAUGUUUUAAGAAUGCUUCUGAAUUUCUCUAACAAUCCAUCUAUGACAAAAGACUUGCUAAUUGCCAAUGCACCAGCAACACUGAUUAAUAUUUUUAACAAGAAAGAAACAAAAGAAAAUAUUCUCAAAGCUCUUUUAUUAUUUGAAAAUAUAAAUUUUCAUUUUAAGAAAAGAGCAAAAGUAUUUACUCAGGACAAGUUCAGUAAAAAUUCCCUUUAUUUUGUAUUCCACCGGCCAAAAGCAUGUGCUAAGAAACUUAGAGUCUUAGCAGCAGAAUACAAUGACCCUGAAGUAAAAGAAAGAGCUGAGUUAUUAUUAAGUAAACUAUAAAUAUUUGUAUAUUUCCAAACAAAUCUGAGGUUUUUAAGUCUGGAAAUAAUUCUCAUUGUAAAUUGCAUUACAACUUUGGAACUCAUUUUACUUACGAUGAAUGGUCUAUAGCUGGACCAUUUCCUGAACACUAAAUCAACUCAAACUUGUACUGAAAAUACAUGUAUUGAUUUUUACCUUGUCUGGAUUGAGAUAUUUUUAGUAUGCUUCAUGAGCAGAAACUGAACCGAUUCUUCAUAAGUAAGGUAAUCUUUGGUCCUUUUAGUGGACUUAUGUUUAUACAUUUGAGACUUUAUUUUUAUGUCAUCAAUAAAGUUGUGUGUGUUUACGCAGGAAAAAAA